Messenger RNA from Cooperia oncophora, 279 nucleotides. The record is from the annotation of a GenBank genome assembly. NCBI's taxonomy places the organism in Eukaryota, Metazoa, Nematoda, Chromadorea, Rhabditida, Trichostrongylidae.
AUGCCUACGAAUCCUACGCAUCCUACUUCUCAACCCAACAGCCCUCCUCAGGGCUAUUCUGACACGGCCGCAUUGGGCACAUCUUCUGGGGAUGGACAACCAUCCACCAGUCGAGUGAACAUGGCCAACUAUGUCACUCUUUUGGGCUUGUUGACGAGUGUUGCACCUCGUCAAGACAGGCCUCCACCAACAGCUGCAACUGCCCCUCCAGGACGCAGUGGAAGCCCACCACCGUCUCGAGAACCCGGCAGCGAUAUGGUCGUCUCUUCCCUGGGAUAG